Dermacentor silvarum is the source of this 11042-nucleotide messenger RNA. Its product is annotated as solute carrier family 25 member 35. Lineage: Eukaryota; Metazoa; Arthropoda; Arachnida; Ixodida; Ixodidae. The transcript has 5 exons. The coding region runs from base 703 to 1665 and encodes 320 amino acids. The record is from RefSeq and is a predicted model, not a curated record.
AUAUAUAUAUAUAUAUAUAUAUAUGAGCUGUUUUAUAUAGCCCAAACAAUCAUUCAACAACAUUAUGUCAGUAGUCCUUUACAAAAUUGCCCCCGGGGAUGAGGUUUGUGUUGCACAGAUGAUCGUCGCGAACGUGUAUUCUGUAUUAAUCGAGUUUACUUGAAGCUUAUUCUAAUACCCUCUAGUAUUUGUCAAGAACGAGCAGAUCAAACUGAUUGUAAAAUUGUUCUCAUUAAUUGAGCAAUCUCGUACGUUGCUGCUCUCUGAAUUUCUACGGAAUCGAAAGCGAAAGUGGUUGUAGUUCGUCCUAUCGUCACCUGAUGGCGGCACUGUACUGCGCUGCACUGUUUCUGGCCGCUUUGACCCCGCUAUUUUGUGCUGUCGGCGAUCAGCUGUAUUUGUCGGCUAAGAAUAACGUCGCAUUUUGUUCAACAGUUAAACUGGCGCAGCAAGAACUACUGACUGACCGAACAUGGCCAGCCGAGCAUGCCACGUGCAUUCACCGAGCCCACAUCAAAUCUUCAUUAGGAUGCGCGGCACAUCGUGAGGGCCCUAUAAUCUCCAGCCUCUCCGCCAACGGACACCGGCGCCACAUUGAGGAGAAGCCGCCCGGGAGAUCGGAGCUGCUGCCACCACACCCCCGCGACGACGGAGCGCGUACAUGGUCAGCGUUGAACGAAGAACGAAGAUAGGGGAGCUCCAAUGACGGAGAUACUAGUCGCCGCUGUGGCCUCAUGCUCGGCCAGCCUGAUCACGCACCCCAUCGAGGUAGCCAAAAUCCGUAUCCAGCUACAGGGGGAGCUGCAGCCACCGAUGAAAGACAAGUCGGGGAGGAUGCGGCCCGUGUACCGUAACGUGCCCCAGGCGCUGUACACGGUGGCCCGCUACGACGGCAUCUUCGCCAUCUACCGCGGCCUACUGCCGGGCUUGGGGUACCAGCUGUUGGCGAACGGGCUCCGGCUAGGCAUAUUCCAGACCAUCGAGGACUUCGGCUUCACGCUGGACGAAAACCUCGAACCCAGCAUCCGACUGAGUGCAAUUUCCGGCGGAGUGGCUGGUGCCAUCGGGGCGUUCGCCGGCUCGCCGCUUUUCCUUCUCAAAACACACAUGCAGGUGCACUGCGCCACGGCCUCCAUCGCGGUCGGUUACCAGCACGGCUUCAGGACGGCGAGAGAGGCCUUCAUGCACAUUUACCGGACGCAGGGUCUGUGGAACGGUCUGUGGCGCGCCACCUCCGCCAACGUCCUGCGCAUCUCCACGGGCUCGGCGCUGCAGCUGUCCACUUUCAUCGGCUUCAAGACGCUGCUCAACACGGCCACGGAGGGCCGCGAGCGCUAUUUCUUCAUCAACACAGUGCUGGCGGCGCUCAUCUCUGGCCUUGCGUCGGCGCCCUUCAUCGCGACCGUCGACGUACUGCGGGCACGCAUGUACGCGCAGCCGUCGAACGCGCGCGGCGAGGGCCUCUACUAUCGCGGCAUCUGGGACUGCGUGCGCAAGAUCAAGCGCACCGAGGGCCUGCGGGGUCUCGCCAAAGGUAUCGGCGGUGCUUUCCUCUACACGCUCACCACCUCGUCCAUCACGCUCAUCUCGUGGGACGAACUCAAGAACGCCCGCAGGGAACGCCGCCACUCGAGGGACUACUAUAUCGACUUCGGCUACCAGUGAUGCCCGACGUGACUUCUAGCCAGUGCUACAAGUCCCGGUGACCUGUGUACCUUUACUUUCCCCCCCCGUAUUCGAGUCUGGUGGAAGACCAUUUAUACCGGGACAAGUUCGCGCGGAACUUUCGCGCCUCUUGUUGCAACGCAGGCGUCCUUGCUAAACCCGCUCUCAGUCAGAUACAGCAACGAUCAGAAGGAUCUCCUGGAACACAUGCAUACCUUGUUACAGCUACAGGGUAGAGCACGAGGUCAUUGCAUGCGUCUUUGGUCAGCGCUUGAGGGGCACAACUCGUGAACGUCCAUAGUCAGUGACAGUUAAAGAAUGCAAACGAAUCCCAGGGAAGCUUCCUCGGCCUUCCUCUGCGUAGGAAUGAACAGGCGGUGCUCGAGCGAUCAGCAACAAGGAGCACUCUGCAGUCACACUCCAUAUGCAUCAACAGCCAAUAUCGGCAGGUGUGGAGAAGAGGAAGGGAACCUCACGUGCACAAACAGCGCACAUAACUCUGGAAAGUGAUUAUAGGCAGGAUAUAUGUGACAUCGCCUAGCCUCCCGGAACAUCCUUGCGCACAGUUUAGGAGUACCACAGAAGAUAUAGAACUAAUCGAAUUUCACACGCAGAGUGUAUCGACUAACACCGUGCCCACCCCAGUAGACUUUUUCGAUAAAGGGAAAGUGGGGACAUGAAUAGCAAGGAGAAUGAAGGAGAGGGAAAUUCAUUCGAUGUGAUGUGCUGGCGCAAUUAUGUGCAUUCUCUUUCAAGGACAUUUGCCACUGCAUUCUUGACCAGUCAUUUACUACAGUGAAAAUGCUCCACUAAGGUAGUACGAAGCUUAGCGCGAAACUCGGAUUACGCACGGAACCACCAAUAUCGCUGUCUGAAAGCCAGCAAAAGACUGACACGCAGUAGAGGGAUCUGACUACUGCUCUGCGCGUGUAUGGCGAGUAGCGGGGAAGAAAACGCAAUGGUCGUGAUACGCCCUAUCGAACUUCCCAUUCUGAAUUUUCGCUGUUAGCGCCACUUGUUUUGACUGAGCGAGUCUAAUCUAGGCUGAACUAUAUGCCUCCGGCGAUCACUGCCUCCGGCGAUCACUGCCUCUGGCAAUCCUGAGAUUCCACAAAACAAGACACACGCAGCGUGAAGCAUGUUAUAGUUUUGGACGAUGCCAGAUUUAAGCUAAAUGUUUGAAAUGCAUACUGAAGGUUAAAGCGAACUUUGAUCGCAUGAAGAGAAAGGUGCUCUUGCUGCGUUAAGUUAGUGUGGCUUUACUAACGCGUCUGCACGCGUGAAUUGAAAUAAAACUAACGAACGAACUACUCAGAUAGCAGGUAAGUUUUCACACCAACUGGUGAAUCGGAGAAAGGCAUUGUCACGCUGACAAAAUUAAUUAUGGCUAUGAAGAGAACAUGUAAGCCACAUAACUACGCAGUAGAAGCUUGCCUUUGUCCGCCUCACUUACUUUGUGGUCAUUUCAAGAGCAAAGGUGUAGAGAAGCCGAGAUCUGAUGUCCGUGAAUUACGGUUACGAAACAUAACUGAUCAAAACCGAAUACACAAAAGACAAUAGAGCCACAAGAAACAAUAGAGACAAUAGAGACCGAAUACACAAAAGACAACCAGAAGUUCUGAGGUAUUUCUUCAUUGGUUCAUACCUUUUAGGAGCACUCUGGUUCAAUUCUACUUACGCUAUUCCUUUAACACGCGGAUUAAGAACACUUUCGUCGUUAUUUACGCGCUACAUGCCGAGCAUUUCAACGCUACAGGGAUCAUAAACAAGGUGGUUAACUAGAUUUUAGUAGUAUUGCGUCCAUGUGGAAUGCCACAAGGUGUUGCCUAACGAUACUAACUCUGUUACCUUGCGGACCUCAUGGUGUACAGGAGGUAACGGCGUCGCCUGCUUUAUGGUAACCAGUUACUGCUGUUAAGUGCGACUCCUGCAUGAAAUUAUCUCCGGCUUUGUGUGCGACGUCGUUAUUGGUGCACAUCUGUAGCCCUUUCACAUAACGACAUAACUGCGCCACUGCUGUUACAGCUCGAUCGUGCCUACUUACGCGGCAACAAAUCACAGGUGCGUCCUUCGUACUCCAGGAAUAACUGAUUCGAUUCAGGUGAUAUCGGAGUACGAGGAAGGGAAACUCUUUCGCAGAGUGGUAACGUUUUGACAAGAGGAAUUUCCGUCAUUUGACGCAGACAAAAAGACAAGUCCUUUUUUGUAACCGUUAGCUGUGGACUGAGGUAUCUUCCCUUAUUCUCCCGUAUAUCCUCUACAGGUCUCCAUCCUACGUAUACCGCUUAUUCUGCCUUGUAUUCGACACAGCAGCACACUAAAUAAACUUGGUACGGGUAUGCCAGCAAUCGGAAACGAUAACUACAAAAAAUCGUGAGGCUGUUCCUUUCUCUGUGUUUUGCCUCGCGAUUUUUUCUAGUUAUCUUUUCUGUUUGCUGGCAUACCCUUACCAAGUACCAUGUACCAACUUGCCCAACAAGCACCCUUAUAUCACUAAAGGAAGUUUAGUGGCAACAAAGUAACGCAAUUGGCACUACAAAUGUGAAUAUGAACAUGCAUUGUUCCUUUCGCAAAGUGCCUCUUUCAUAUUAUUUUCCCGCCGUCUCACGUGAAACAUCGCACAGAGUAAUACUUUUCGUCUGAGCCGGCUUUAGAAAAUGGACACAAACUUUAUGUUCUGAGACUUCGCGGGGCGUCGCCAAGUAAACAGCUUUCAGACACGGGUACACGCAGAAAGAUUUCAUGCGGAAUAUCCACUGCAUUCUUUGUGGAAUGCGCAUUCGUAAAUAUCUGACUACGUACGCAUUUGGCAUUCAGUUUAUAACCACCUAGAACAUAGAGGGGGAAAUUGUUUUGUUCUUUGUAACAUCAGCCCGGGCGCCACGUAUUUCGCUUAGUUCUUGAUGACCCUGCUCUCAUAGCGAUAGUUCUUACAGCGAAGCUGUUUACCUCUAGCCCCCGUAUGCAUCCCCAGCAUGCGUUCCAACGGGGGGUACCCUGGGCGGCUUGCGUCGGUAUCGGCGACAGGAAUGGAGACUAUACGAUUGGACAAGAUUGUGUACGGUGGCCUGCGCUUCUCUGGCUAUAACGACAUAUGCCCGUCGGAGGUCCGGGUGUGGCCGCAGCAGCGGUUGCGGCAGAUGCACAGGGAGAUGCGGUGACCGCAGCGGCGCUUGUGUCGGCGUUGUGUGGUGCCGUAUGAAAAAAAGGAUGUGUGAUUGCAUAAUGUAUGCAGCCCAUGUAUGCAGCCUAAACAGUUCGCUGGUAAUCCGUCCCCAUAUGAAGGUUGCGGCCCCCACGAAUGUUUUCUUUUUUUCUCUCGCAUAGCUUGGGAAAAGUGGAUAGCUUCAGUUUCUUUCGGAGUGCAAGUUGUGUAACUCCUAUUUAAGGACGCAUUUUUACACCAUUCGCCAACAACAUGUGCCACUACAUUCAGGAGUACAACACAGCAUGUUUAUUGGAGCGUUUGUGUCAAAACUUUGCGCGUAGUAUUGAGCGCGCCAUUUUUUUUCAAGGCACCUUUUCUUUUGCAGAACUGUCUAGUCAAAUACAGGUAUUGACGUACCUCGGAGAAACUAGUGUAGGUUUAUGUUUUGCGAGUUCUACAUUUUCGCUGCAACUCUUGUGGCUUUUUCCUAAGGAAGCCAUCGGUGGUGGCCAAUUGACUAUGUAUUGUCAGUAGCGCCGAGCGAUCUGCAUUGUUCAGGACACAAUGCUCACGUGGCAGGGCCUUCUUAAGGAGGAUCGAUCCCUGCGUCUACGAGUGUUUCUAUUGCAGUGUCCGAGUAGCGAGUGAACGAGGCCCAACGACCAAGGCACAACGAACACACUCGGGUCGCUGAAGCUUUCGUUCAUGCUCCUCUGUUACUGUGGUCGCCCGAUCAGCUUAAGCUGUAGCUGAUGACACCAAUCAGCUGCUUUAGCAUGGCCUUGGUUGGCGUGUAUGAAUCUGCUAUAAUCAACGUACCACGAGGGUUCAAGUACAUGCCGUUUCUAUUGAAACUGCAAGCACUGCGCCGCAGCUAUGGUCUGUCGAAGAUCUUCGAGUUCUAUUUAUAGGCGCCUCUUGCAUGGUGAUCGUAUACCGUAGCAGCUGACUUAUAUUCUUCAUUCAUCUACUCGACAGCUGUGUGCGAAUCCGGUGUACUGUAGCCAAUUGCUGCCAUGCUACGAAAUAGAAGUGCACUCUAUGUAUUUCGAUAACAGAGCAUAGCUUUAUAUUCGUAUAGUCUUCGUGACCAGUGUCAAAUACACUUCUUUAAUACGCUUGCGCCUUCAUCCAUUGUGAAAUAAGGUUUAAAACAGCCUUAACCCAAGAAAAAUUACACAUGCAAACUGUUCUUACUGUAAAUUUUUUUAUUAAUGUGCAUCCAGAAAACUUCGAGAAUUCUUUUUGUGCCUUCAGAUGUUUAUUUCACAAGAUACAGAAUGUCCACUAUAGUGGACAACAUGCGUACCAAAUCCAGUGAGCGUAGAUGCCGAAAGUUUUCUUCUGCUCCAACAGGCAAAGUUCCUGCCCUCACAUUAACAAACGUAAGCUUUAAUAGAAAUGUUUGGAGCGGCGCACGUUACUCUGCGUUACGGAAUACGAAAAAGCAGUCACUUUGCCGGUAAUGCACGAGUAUACCUUGCAGUGGGGUAGCCAGGAAUUUAUUUCUUGGGGAGUGUAGUUGGGCGCGCACUUGAAUGGAGAGAGGGUCGCUGGGCAGGCGAGUGUGGUCGCACAUCGCUUUAUGCCACCUAUCCUGAUAGGCAGAAAUUGAGGGGUGGAGGUGGGGAGGAGAGAGAGGGCAUGGUGCUCCCAUUCCCUGGCUAUUCCCCUGAUACCUUGCAUUUCGCCUAUUCAUAUGUCGCUUCGCACUUGCCAACCGAGAUUUUACACAUUUGCGCUUUACAUUAUUUCUGACGGGGAAAAUGAUUGACAUUGCUAUAUAACGCACGCAGCAGCAGCCAAACUUGUUUUGACAAGCGGCAUUCAUUUCGCUGUGGCAAGAGCUGCUGGUAACUCUUUCAAUUGUAUUUUCCUGUUAGCUCGCGGGGUAAUAAAACGAAAAAAGUGCUAUUACAGGAAGAUAUGAGGCAAAUAUAAAAAACAAUUGAAUUGAAAGGGGAAGGGGCAGGGACAGUGCGCAGAAUUGCUCCCACGCACGUGUUGUUCCUGUCAUGCAUGAUGUCCACUACAGUGGACAUCUUGGGAAAAUGUGUUCCGAAGAAAGAACUUGGCUUCGCUCAGCCACAAUAUUUACAGCUUUUGCCUCCGAAGGCUACUUCAAUCCAGUGCAGGCGAUUACGUGUACCAAAUCUCAGUGCCACAAGGUUUAUAAGUAAAAGUGUGGGGACCCACGUGAGUCACCCGCCGUAACGGGUCACUAUUUUUGAAUCCGGGGGGGGGGGGGGGGGGGGGGUUAUGGCACCGUUCAAGGGUGGAUAUGGAAAACUUCCGUUGUCCACUGAAAUUGACAUUAUACUCAAGAGGUUCUCGCAAGCAGUAAACCUGCUCCAAAAAUUGCCGCAAUUUGUCCCCUGUAGUGAACAGCAUGCAACAAAAGGUUAACGGAAGAAGCUUCGAUGCCGCGAAUGUGAAUUGGUUCUGCUAUGCACUCGAAACUUACAUCGUGAGUCGGCCUGUGGUAUGUCUUCAUUUGAGUUUGUUUUGGGUGCACGUGAGCAUGGCGCUAUGUUCCGCGCUGGGGAAUAAGUAGGCUGACUGCGAUGAAGCACGUCUUUGAGUGUUCGUCAGGUUUUACUAGCUUUAUGACACGUUUUUUAUGGCCGAAUCGCACGUAAUAUGGUAUGGUAAUCUGAAUUCUGCGCGCAACAGCUGCAAUCGAUGUCAAAUCUCAGGCGGAAAACACGAAAGUAGAGUUGUUCCUAUAUCGAGACGUUAUUUAUGACUUUCCUACUUGUAUUUUUGCUGGACGAUGCAAAUACAGAGUACUUCGGUAUGGACACCUGAAAUAUGGGACGGAAAGCAUAUUUAUUUUAUAAUAAUACUGUCGGCCAAGAGGGCGGACAGCGCUUGCUGGCGCCAUCACUUCUUACUGUAGACGAAAGGUGCUGUUUACACGCUACCCAGUAUUUCCACUGUUGCGCUCAUGCACACUGAUUGCAUGCGACUUCAACGUAAUGUGUAUUGUCUAACAAAGUUUGGAAACCUUCAUUCUUGCGAAAAAAACUUUCCCGUUUCUCAGAUAUAAGUGAGACUGAAACAUUCGUUAGGGGGACGUUUUGUCGGUUCAGAAGCGAUAUCCUGCCAGCAAAAAAAAAAGAAAAAAAAAGAAAAAAAAAUAUUAAAACGUAUGUACAUAGUACCCGGAACACUAGAUCACAGAAUGACAGCGUUCGGGUAGUACUGCAACCGUUCACGUCCCUUAGAUCGCAGAAACGACCUUCCGAUCUUGAAAUAACUUCAUUUGCAAGGACAUUCUAUCUCAACAGGAUCCCUAAGAAAUAAUCACGGCCAGUAUUCACAGGAACAGAUAUUAGUUCCAAAUAUUAGCAGACACCGAUACCAAUUAAUCGGCAUGCACUGUAAGUUAAAAUAAUUGUUCUGUAUGUUUCGUCAGAGGAUCAACAUAAAAUGCGUCUGUUACGUUUUCUUUAAGGGGAAAUAAGAGAUUAAGGGGCCUGUUAGUCAUAUACUAUAUAUAAUAAGGUAUUUAUAAAGGAAGGCACGAAAGAGCGAACCCGCGUUUAAACCGUUUGCCGGUAAUAAUUUAAAGAAGCGUUCACAAGAUUGCAAAGUGUUGUACUGGAGCUCACUCGACACACGUCUGGCGUCUUCGAGCAGCGAAGUGCAAUUGACGGUGGUCUGCUCGGGAUCGGCUACCUCUGUCACAUGACCGACUUACUUCGCACACGUACAUCCCCCCCCCCCCCCCCCCCCCCCCCCACUUUGACAGUCAUAAUGCUAACACAUUAAAAUAUAUUGGAAAUCUCACAGAACGACAGAAUAUGCAGUCACGCCAUUGCCGGGUGCCACGUGCCUUAGAAAAAAAUCUGUUUCCUUUUUUGACAGCGUGCUCAGCAGAUCAUGUGCGAUUUCAGAAAGCAUCGAAAUUGGGCACUACCUGUUUGAUGGAGCUGAUCUUUUACCUGAAAUCGGAUGGUUUAACUUGUGACUUCGUAUUCAGCAGCGGGACGCCAUAGCCGAAACGACUAUUCGUCACUCGCUAUAAUUAAUAUACUGGCCGGAACACGAUGCAGAGAAGAGAGUGCCCGUCGCCCUGAAGCGUUAGUAUAGAUUAUCCUAUACUACAGAAUAGAUCGAAGAGAUACUCGACUUUGAAUAAAGUGACGUCGCGUGUGCGUUCGCUCGGCCAGCUCUCAUGUAAUCCCUGCUUUUUUUAUCUCUCUUUCUUUUUCUUGGCGUCCGCCUUCGCAUUGUAACGUUUGUAGCAACAUGAACGUGUUCUCACUUGCCCACUUCUCUAUUAGUGUGCGUACAUUGUCUUUAACUACAAUAUACUUAUAUGAACCCCACCUUUCUACUCGUUUCAACCGUAUCAUUUUACAACAUAUAAAUGUUACGGUGGCUUCGAAAGCAUAAUUUUUUUAUUGCCUUUUCUCAAGUUAGCCCAUAUUUUUUGUGACAUAAUUGUGCUAUUGGCUGGUUCGACCCUUUUAAUAUGCACAAGCUUUUGGUGGACGACAGCGCAUAUAAGAUGCAUGCGCAACAAGGCGAUAAUACUUGAUUUGCUCAAUAACGUGCCGUUGACAGAAUGUAGUAUGUACUCCUACAGAAUUCGCUCGUGGGCUAGUUGGUAAAUUUUCUUUAGUACUAAGUUUGUGCAGCGCAACACGAACGAGACAUGAAGGAGCACAAAACGACGUAGACAGGCGCUGCUCUUUAGUAUUUGCCUCACUUUGCUAUAUAGAAGAGGCAGAGCAUGUAGGUGUGCGCUACGGAUAAGACUGUCGGUAGUCGGCGCCGGAUGUUCUGCCGCCCUAGAGUCUGAUAUGUAUAUAACGCUGCCUCACGCCGCCACUUUUUCGCACGAGCUGCUCUCACAGACGCCCAUAUACACACGCAAACACUUACAUCACCGAUGGCGUCUGCCAAAUAGGCGACAAAAGACACAAGCAGUUUGAGCAAGUAUUCUGCCAAAGUAUUGGGCGUAACGUCCAAAAACGACACACCGGCUGUGACGGACGCCGUUGUUGGGGAUGCCGGAUUGAUUUCGGCCACCCGUGGUGGUCACGAGUGCUUUUGCAUUCCAUCCGUGUCGCAAUGCGGCAAUCGCGGCCGGGAAUUGAGCCCGUGACCUCGUGCUUAGCAUCAGAACGUCGUAUAGCCAUGAGCCACCGCAGCAGGUCGGCAAGUAUUCUGUCGCACUGCCAUGUUAAUUUUCAUUUUGCAGCGCGUGGCAACUUUCCGUAUAUUCACAAUAUAUGCCUGCUCAUUUACGCACGUUUGUUGAGACAAGUCGUUAUGCGCCAGUUUUGCGAGUGACGCAGCCUAAACGUGGAAACUAUGCCAUAUAGCGCUAUUUCUCGUUUUGUCCCCGAACGAAAGCGGCCGAGGUUGAUCGCGUAUGUCGCUGGCCUCUCGCGCCGCUGGCCUUGACAAUCUUGAUCUUACAUGCUUAGUAUGCGCAGGCGCGUGACGGGCAGGUAAAACGUACGCCACUUCUAGACUAUGCACAUGCGCGAGCUACUCUGGCUAUACUACGAUCUGUGUACCGGCAGUGCAAUGUAAUUACACCGUAAUGAAGGCACUGUAUACCUUAAAAGCUUGGUCGGUAUGAUGUAGCGAUUGUUUUCACUGGAUUCUGUACCUUUCUUAUCAUCUACCGCUCAUGACCCACAGAUCACGGUGAUAAGGUCGGUGGAGCGCCGCUCGGGCUACUGACGAAGCGAGGAAAGGAAAAUAAGUGGAAUAAACUCGUUACGUUAUCCCGAUUCUGGAAUCAGUGCACGAAUGAUUGUUAGGAGGAGCCCUUCCAUGGUAUAUAUGGCUGCGACAGCAUGUACAAGGAGGAUGGUGGCUAAAUAUACAAAAAGGCAUUUCGUGGGAAAGCGUGACAAAGGUUGUGCGUGUAUUUUAUCCAAGAAGAGCAUUCCAACAAUGUCACAGCGAUGUUUUGUUCACCACGAGUUUUCAUGCUACCUAUGCAAAGUAUAUCGUCUCGCUAGCUUACUGGGGUGUCAACCGAAAUCUGCGCCGACGCGCAUCGUGUGAUUGAGAAAAGUGCAUGACGAAGUGGUUGCUGCCAUACGAUCAGUGUUUCUUUGGAGAAAGCACCAAGACUCCAAGCAUUGCUCGAGCUUGAAAAGAUCGAGCUGUCUCAUUGCGAGAAAUAAAGGAGUGUUAUGAAUGUUGUUUAGACGUUGUUGUAUUCUGUAACAAAAGGAAUAAAAUUGCGUUAUGAAAUUGA